Messenger RNA from Plasmodium adleri (nom. inval.), 3507 nucleotides. RefSeq names its product exosome complex exonuclease RRP6. NCBI's taxonomy places the organism in Eukaryota, Apicomplexa, Aconoidasida, Haemosporida, Plasmodiidae. Gene Ontology annotation, cellular component: nucleolus; nuclear exosome (RNase complex). The record is from RefSeq and is a predicted model, not a curated record. Bases 1 to 3507 code for a protein of 1168 amino acids. Gene Ontology annotation, biological process: nuclear polyadenylation-dependent snoRNA catabolic process; poly(A)-dependent snoRNA 3'-end processing; nuclear polyadenylation-dependent snRNA catabolic process. The transcript has a single exon. Gene Ontology annotation, molecular function: nucleic acid binding; nucleotide binding; 3'-5'-RNA exonuclease activity.
AUGGAAGAAUGUAGUAGAAAGCUAGAAGAAUUAUUAAAACAAAAAGAAAAAGGAUUAGCCCAGGAUGUAUCAAAUGUUAAUAAUAAUAAAAGUAACAAUUACAUUAAUAGUAAUAAUAAUCACUCUAUGAUGAAGGAAUUAUUAAAUAAUGUUGUAGAUAUAAUAAAGCUAACGAAUAAAAUUUCAUAUAAUUCUUUAUAUAAUGACAAUAUAGAUGUGUUAAGAAAUAAUAAUGUAGAUAUAAAAAAUUUACAGAAUGACUUACUAAAAAUUGUGUAUGAUUUAUUAUAUCAUUCUAGUAAUGAAAUGAAACAAAAAGAAUUAGUAAAUAUAAAAAAUGAUGAUAAUUGUAGUUUUUUAAAAGAUAAUUAUCAUAUUAUAUCAUCCACAUUAGAAGAAAUAUAUACUAGAAUUAGACACAGUUUUCUUUUUUUUCAUAAAGAUAUGAAAAUGAAUACAGAUACAUAUAAUAAUAAUAAUAAUAAUAAUGAUUAUAAUACAAACAAGGAUGUAUCAUCAUAUCAAAGAAACAAUAAUUAUAUAAAUACAGAACAUUCUAAUAUUACUGAUAAGAAGUUUUUAGAAGAAAAUAAAAAUGAAAAUAUAUUAAAUCAUCAUAUAAUUAAUAAUAAAAAUGAAAAAAAUGAUAUUAUUCAAAUGGUUAAAAAUAAAACUAUAAAAGAUGAAAAUAAGGUGUAUGUGAAUGAUGAAGAUAUAGUAAUUAUUAAAAAUGAUGAUGAUGAUAAUGAUUUGAAAAAAAUAAAUAUAAAUGACAAUGAACAUAUAAAUGAAUAUGAAAAGAUUCAUUAUAAUAACCAUUGUAAUGAUAUAUGUGCAGAAGAAAACACCAAAAGGUUUCAUCAUGAGGAUAUAAAAACCAAAAAAGAUAUUAAUAAAAAUAAUGUAAAAAAUAACAAUAAUAGUAUUAAUAAUAUGAAAGACAAUAAAUCAUAUAAUAAUAUGAUGAAUGUAAAAAUACAAAAAAAUAUAAAAAAAAAAAAAAAAGACAAAAAAAUAAAAAAUAAAACAGAUAUCGAAUUUUUUAAAGAAUAUUCAAAUAAAAUACAAAAUGGAUGGUUACAUCUAACAAAUAAUUAUUCUAAAUAUUUCAUUCCUAGAAUUCCAUUUAAAUAUAACCAAUUAAUUGAAUUAGAAGAUAAUUUAAUUGAGGCCAUGAAGUGGCAAGAAGAUAAUAUUAAAAAAAAAUUAAUUUUAUUAAAUAUGCAAAGAAAUUAUGAAAAUGAUGAAUUGGAAAAUAUAAAUGUAAAUGAUAUUAUAAAUAAAAUAUUUGAUAAUAAUAGUAAUAAUAAUAAUAAUAUGUUAGAUAAUCAUGUUGAUGAUUAUAAUAAUAAAUAUAAUGAAGAACAUAUUAAUGACCAAACAUUUAUAGAUGAUGAUAAAAAUUCAGAGCAUUCAUUUGUAUCCUCAGAUAUUUCCUUGUCUUCAUACAAAGAUAAUGUUAAUAAAGAAUUAUUUCAUAAAUUAUUAAAAAAAUUAAAUAAAGAAAUAAAUAAAUAUUCUUAUAAAUUUAGUAAUUUAAAUCAUCCAUAUAAAUAUGAAAUAGAAAAUAUUAUUAAAGAAUAUAGAAAUUAUGACAACAAUUUUAAAUUUUCAAAUUUUUUACAAAUAAAUAAUGAAUUAAAAAAAUUGGAAGAUGUAAAUAAAAAAACAUAUAAAAUAAUACAUAAUAAAAACGAUUUAAUGAAUAUGAUAAAUGAUAUAAAAUUAAAUUAUCCUGAAAAAAAAAUUUCUAUUAUGAUAAAAGUAAAUUAUAAAAGAACAUAUAGAGGAUUUACAUCUAUUAUUAUGAUAGGAACGAAUAAUAUGAAUUAUAUAAUUGAUGUUUUUAAUAUUUUUGAAGAUUUAUAUGUAAUCAAUGAUAUAACAACAGAUCCUAAUAUAUUAAAAAUUACGUAUAAUGCUCCAAAUAUUAUAACACAACUACAAAAAGAUUUCUCUAUAUAUUUUAUUAAUAUUUUUGAUAUAGAUAUAUGUUGUAAUUAUCUAAAUUUAAAAAACGAUCUGAAUUAUUUAAUAUAUAAUUAUUUUAAUACUAUACUUUAUUAUAAAAAUAAAAUAAUUCAAAACGUUUUAAUCACACGACCAAUAGAAGCAGAUAUGAUUGAUCUGAUACAAAAUGAAUUUUCUUUUUUAUAUGAUCUUUUUGAUUAUAUCAAAAUGGAUGUAUAUUAUAAUUAUAUAUUUAAUAAUAAUAAAAUAGAAAACUCGAAACAUAUGAAAAUGCAGAUACAAAAUGAUAAUGUAGAUGAAAAUUGUGAUAAUACAUCUGAAUAUCAUUCAAAAGAUGAGGGAAUACAAACUUAUAAAGAUGAUGAAGAUACAAAGGAUAUUAUUAAUAAACAACAUAUAUAUGUUAAUUUUCAAACAUUGAAAUGCAGUGAUAUAUCAGAAGAAGAAAAAAAAAAUGGAGAACAAAUUAUAAGAAAUAUAUUUAUAGAAAGUAAUCUUUUAUGUCAUAAUAUGGUUAAACUAAAAGAUGUUUGUAAUAUUGAAAAGACAAAAGAACACAUAAAAAAUAUUGUUAAUACAUCAUAUAAUAUCAAUGCAUGUGAUCAUUUAAUAUAUAAUAUUUUAUAUUGGAGGGAAGAACUAGCCAAAAAGUUAGAUGAAACACCUGAUAGUAUAAUUAAUAUUCAUAAUAUAAUAUCCAUUCUUUUAAACAUGUCUACUACAUUAUCAAGUUUAAAAAAUAAUAUCAUACCUUUAUCAAAUAUUAUAUCAGAAAAUUUAGAGACAUUACUAGAAAUAAUAAUAAAAUCAAGUAUGCAUGAAAAAAAAAAAAAUCAUAAUCAAUUUUAUGACGAUUAUAUUAAUAAUCAAAAUGAUAAUAUGAAUGAUGAACAAAAUAAUAUCAAAUUAUAUACCCAUAAUAAAAAUAAUAAUUUAUAUAGUCAUAAUAAUAUCGAUUCAGUUAUUCUUACAAAUUUACAUUUUCAUUAUAUUUCAAACGAUCAAAAAGCUCUUGAAAAAAAUAGUGAUACUCAAAAAGAUAUAUUACAAAAUGAAGAAAAAGAAAUAGCUCAUUCGAACAUUCAUAUAAAAAAUUCUUUUCUUUUAGAACAAACUCUUUUUUCGGAUGACGAAAAUGAUAAAUCUUAUAUCAAUAAUAUAAAUUAUAUAAAAAAUCUAAAUAUUAUAAAAAGAAAUCCUUAUUUAAAACAUAAAGAAUAUAGUUCCCAGCCAAAAUUAAUUCAUUUGAAUAAAAACACUCAUAUGAAUAAUUUUAACAAUAAUGAUAAUUAUAAUGAAAAUAUAAAAAAUAGCUCAGUGGUUAAGAAAAGCAUUGAUAAAAAUAUUGAUAAAAAUAUUUAUAAAAGUAUUGAUAAAAAUAUUGAUAAAAAUAUUGAUAAAAAUAUUGAAAAAAAUAUUCAUAAUAAUAAAAAGAAAGAUAAAAAUAUUUAUCAAUCAUACAAUCAACAAUAUAAUAUUAAGAAAACAAAGGGUUUAUACAGCAAAAAUAUAUUAAGCGAAAUAAAUAGACAAUAA